Drosophila bipectinata is the source of this 3603-nucleotide messenger RNA. It is a transcript of the gene IntS3, whose product is annotated as integrator complex subunit 3. Gene Ontology annotation, cellular component: cytoplasm. The record is from RefSeq and is a predicted model, not a curated record. NCBI's taxonomy places the organism in Eukaryota, Metazoa, Arthropoda, Insecta, Diptera, Drosophilidae.
UUCUUAUGUUGGUCUCACUCAUCACGGGGCCAUAUUUUUCUAUACAUUCUAAAUCACAAUAUAGAACCGUUUUGUGUAUGUUUAUUAAAUAUAUUGAUAUAAUGAAUUGUUCUAAAUAAUAUAUACUUUUUUUGGAAAUGCAAAAAAAAUUUAAGUGCAAAAUUAGAAAAUUCCAAGGAGUCACUAAUAUUAAAUUUCCAAAUGGAGAAACAAAAAAACACUGUUCACGUUUCAAAGUUGUUUAUUUGUACAGCUGUCGACUGUAAAGAUGAUAUUGAGGAGAAAUUUGAACGUUCCUAUUGCCAUUUGCAGCAGCAAGUUGGAGGACUUAGUGAUAAGGACAUGCACGACUUAUUAUCCCAACUCGUAUGCAAAGAUAAACAACACGAAGAGAUUUCGAUCGGAUUUUUGUACAUCAUUUUAACCGAUCCGGCUAUGGCACCUAAAACCUAUCGGGACGUAACUCUCGUUUCUAGGGACGGAAUGAAUGUGAUUGUUGCUAAUCUUACCUUAUUGGUGGCUGAGAAGUAUGCCAAGCUAACAGAAAUAGCUCGCAGGCAAUUAAUUUGGGUGCUGCGCGAGUUUGUCAAGCAUCAAGUUCUCAGUGUCGAAAACGUAAUCUGGAAUUGUUUGCGUCAAGCAGGUGGCGGUGACGCUUCUCACAAAAAUUUAUUUCUCAUUGAAAGCCUUUUGGAUAUAUUCAUCGAGUACAGAACUUGGCUAGAAGGAAACCCAUUUCUGGUUCAAUCUGCUGUUUACAGCUAUGUACGCCUUAUUGAAGACCACGCUAAUCCUGCUCUUAUGGCUCUUCGUCAAAAAGAAGUGAAGUUUACUAUAUCACUUAUUCGGGAUCGAUUUCAAGACAUAAUACCUUUAGGAAGAGAUUUUGUGCGUCUCUUACAGAACGUAGCCCGCAUUCCAGAAUUUGAACAACUAUGGCGCGAUAUUCUUUAUAAUCCAAAAACCUUACACCCAACUUUUAAUGGUAUUUGGCACUUAUUACAAAUCCGAACGAGUCGAAGAUUUUUGCAAUGUCGCCUUUUGCCAGAGAUGGAACGUAAAAUAAGCUUUUUGGCCUCAUCUGUGAAGUUUGGAAAUCAAAAAAGAUACCAGGAUUGGUUUCAGGAAAAAUAUUUCGCAACACCUGAGUCUCAUAGCUUACGCUCAGAUCUAAUAAGGUUUAUUAUAAAUGUAAUCCAUCCAACUAACGAUAUGUUAUGUUCCGAUAUUAUUCCUCGUUGGGCAAUUAUUGGCUGGCUCAUCUCGUCAUGCACAAACCCGAUAGCUUCUGCCAAUGCUAAGUUAUCAUUAUUUUAUGAUUGGCUGUUUUUUGAUCCCACCAAAGAUAACAUUAUGAACAUAGAACCCGGAAUUCUUGUAAUGUAUCACUCCAUCAGAAAUCAUCCAUUUGUCAGCAGCACGCUUUUGGAUUUUCUUUGUCGCAUUACCAAAAAUUUUUAUGUUAAUUAUGAAGACAAAAUACGGAUGGGCGUGUACAAUUCCUUAAAACUUAUCCUUGACAAACAGGUUAUACCAAACUUGCAACCUCUUUUUGAAUCACCAAAACUCGACAGAGAACUACGUAACUUAAUAAGAGAAAACUUUCGGGAAUUUAUGUCACCCAGUACAAAUAUAAGUCAAACAAUUUAUUCAUCUCCCACAUCAAUUCCCUCAUCCGUUUGUAAAAAAGAGUCUGAACAGAGAAUAUUUCAUGAAUACAUAGAUUUAGUUGGAUCAGGUUUAUCUCAUAGCGGUUCUUCGAUUUCUACAGUAGAUCAGGAAAACAAUGAACCCAUGUUACCGGGUCAAGAAAAUGAAAGUGUCUUCAGUGAUUCUGACAUCGAUAAUCUAAGGGUCAUGAAUAAAAAUGAAGAAAAUACAGAUGACGAUGAUGAUUUACCACUCUCAAAGGUUCGAUUAAAAGAAAAGCCAAAAGUUGAGUUGUCUGAAGCAAUAGCUGAAUCAUUUGAAGCAUUUCUUACGAAGCGAAACUCAUUUACGUGGGAGGAAUUUCUUAAAGAUUUUCGCUCUUUACCAGCGUCUGCAUUUGAGGAUUUUCAGCUAACGUAUGUCUUAUCGAAUUCGCUAAUAAUUCUGCGCGAAACUCUUCCACAGCAUAAUAUGUUCUCUGAAAGUAAAACCGACGAAAAGUAUUUAGCUAAGAGUAUAAGCUAUCCUCUUUAUGGGUUAUUUCGCUUCCUUUAUGAGAAUGAUGAGAAAAGCAAAAAGCCAUUUCAAACUUUAAUGUCGGAAAUAUGCGAAAAUAUUCCCGAAACCGGAUACUUGCUUUUAUACUUUAUGAAAAUAUAUUGUAAGCUUCAAACACGAAAAAAUUCUCAACAAUCCUAUCAAUUUAAAUCAACAAUUUACCGACAAAUAUGCGAUGCAACAGAUGAAAAAAUUUGUAAUUGUUUAAUUCGAGACCUAGAUUUACUCGAAAAGGAAAAUACAAAUAUAUACUUGUGGCUCCUUCCAGAUAUAUAUAGAGAAUUUAAGUCUAUAGCUAUUAAUAACACUGAUCUGUUAAGAAUAACUUUAAGAUGCAUAGAUGCCAAAAAUUUGCGGGAUAUAAUAUAUUCAGUGGCUCAAGGCAAACUUACAUUAUUCAAACACGACGGGCUUAUUGAUUGUAUUAGAGAAAGUUUUGAGUUUGAAACAUAUGAACAAUUUUGUUUAUGGAAACUUAUUCAAGCACAUGAUGUUCCUCUUAAAUGUAUCCAGGAUUUAUUGCCUGAGUUAGAAUCUGCAAAUCACCCAGAAGCACUAAGCAAUUUUCUAUUACUUUUAAAAAAUGAAGAACCAACCAUUGAAUUAAUACGACUCAUUCUAAGCAGAGACCCAAAAUCUAAAGGCGAUCCAUUUGUUACCUCUGCCUUAAGAUUUUGGUGCCAACAAUAUGAAGAAAAGCUUUCUGAAAUUAUUGCUUCACUGCUAACAUCAAAAUAUCCUAAUUCUUCUCCGAACAAGAGGAAAAGACCAUCUAAAAGUAGCUUGACUACGAAUAACACCCCUUCUGCUGACCAAGUAUUAAACCAUCUAGAAUAUUUUAGAAGAAGCUGUAGGCACGGAACAGGCACAGGACUUUAUGUUCACGAUAUGAUGCAACGUGCAUUGCAGUUAGCUUAUUCCCACAGUAAUGAAAGCACAAAGAAACAAUUUUGUGAUCUUUUUGCAUUGGCUGCCGAAGAUGAAACCGCAGCUGUUGGUCGUCGGGGAGCUAGUGGACGUGGGCGUAAACAGCCUAUCAGCAAGAAAGAAGCGAAUAAUCACAGCACAACAAAUAAAAAAAAUAACGAAAUCGUUAAAACAAUAUAUUCAUCGGAUGAUAACUCCAGUGAGGAGGAUUGGUCGAAACCAAAAAUUGUUCAAGCAGCAAAAAAAAGAAAAAAAACUGUUAAUGAUUCUGAAUGACAGUUCAAAUAUCAGUUGAUAAAUUCCUGCUUUGACGAAGAGAAUCAAAUUAAAUCGACAAUUACGACAUGGUUUAAGAAUUUGUAAAUGAAUAAAAAUAAUCAGGAUACAAUUGUCAAAUUUUUUUUUCAUGUUGAAAAUGUAACGUUAUAUAUUAUUUUUUGUAGAGUAAAUAAAAUCUAAUAUAUUGAA